Messenger RNA from Caenorhabditis bovis, 471 nucleotides. The record is from the annotation of a GenBank genome assembly. Lineage: Eukaryota; Metazoa; Nematoda; Chromadorea; Rhabditida; Rhabditidae.
AUGGAUCUUCUUGCAAAUUAUGGUAGUGAUGGAGAUAGCGACGAAGAUUUCUUCGGAAAAAAUGAAGAAAAAGAAGAUGAAGAAGAAACUGACGAAGCCAAUCGAUUCAUUCGAAAACGCAAAGCGAAUGAUUUAGUCACAGAGCUGGGAACAUACUUCGAGAGCAGCAUUUUUGACAAUUCGUAUUCGCGAGAGGAACGUUUCCAAAUGAAAACACUCAGUCAGCACGUGGAUCUUUCAGAAAAACCAGCGGUAGACCAAAAGAAGGCGAUGUCAACUUGUAGAGCUUAUUUGAAAGGAAGAUGCCGUUUUGGCGAUAAGUGUCGUUUUUCCCAUCCAGUUCAUGAUCGUUCAAAAUCUGGAAGUUCAAGUGAGGCUAUUAUUUCGUCUAACCCGACAUUGUAUACAGAAUCACAAGAAGCGCAAAUUUUUCAUUCCAAAAAAUUCAAAUCAAGCAAUAUACCUGAAUAA